Messenger RNA from Neltuma alba, 894 nucleotides. RefSeq lists its product as uncharacterized. The record is from RefSeq and is a predicted model, not a curated record. NCBI's taxonomy places the organism in Eukaryota, Viridiplantae, Streptophyta, Magnoliopsida, Fabales, Fabaceae.
AUGGUGAAGCUCGCAUCGGCACGAGAUUUCCGGACUUAUGGACCCGGGAUGACCAUGAACCGCUACGAGUAUAUUAAUGCGGGCCUUUAUCUGUUUGCUGCCGUAGUACUCACUUGCGGGUUUGCGGCUCAGUUCUCCUCCGAACAAUCCGGUCUCGUCCUCCUCCUCAUUGCCUUUGGCCUCAUCUUCAUUGUCAAUUUCCACGAUCUUAUCGCGCAUCUCGCCGGAAUCGAUUCCUUGCUGACCUUGAUGGAGUUCGAUCUUCAGCUUGCACUGGUCGAGUUUGGAGUUCCAAUAACUCAGGCCGUGGGUUCGCUUCUCUCCUUUCUAGGGAUUUUCUUCAUUUUCAUUCAGGAGGAGAAAGGACGUGGUUAUUUCAAAUUGGAGAGGCAUGCUCUGAACUUGCUAUUGGCCGGGCCUGUGUUAUGGGUGAUAGGAUCGAUCCACAAUUCAUGCCAAAUCUAUGAGAGAGCGGACGGGCAUGUUCAGAUCUUGCAGCAGAGUGUGCACAUCCCAUUUCUGACGGGAAGUUUGCUGUUCUUGCUUGCUGCUAUCCUCAAUUAUUAUGAGCAGUCUAGUGUGAUCCGCCAUGGCCUCCACUUGCUUGGUGGGACUUGGGUGUGGCUUGGGAUAUUCGGGAGCAUAUUGCUGUUCGUGGGAGGAUUGACAAAUGUAGUAAAAGUGUUCAAGAUGCAACAAACCGAUGGACUGAGGCUGGAAAAGCUGCGGGGUGGGGCACAGGAGCGACUAAUGAGUGAGAGGGAAGGACGUGUGCCUCUGAUUCUGGAAGAUCAGAGAAGGAGAAGGCUUCAUGUGGAAGACGCCAAAAUCGUCGAACCUGCUCCAACUCCUUACAAGGACGUUCUUAUUGGCCCAACUCACACUACUCCAUGA